This is a messenger RNA of Electrophorus electricus (electric eel), 2050 nucleotides long. RefSeq names its product programmed cell death 4a (gene pdcd4a). NCBI's taxonomy places the organism in Eukaryota, Metazoa, Chordata, Actinopteri, Gymnotiformes, Gymnotidae. Gene Ontology annotation, cellular component: cytosol; nucleus. Gene Ontology annotation, biological process: negative regulation of DNA-templated transcription. The record is from RefSeq and is a predicted model, not a curated record.
UUUUGUAUGCUUUGGAAAGUUAAAAACAGUCCACAUCGCAGCACACACUUGCAGCGUGCGCGUUGCAUUGCAAUAUUUUUUCUGCCCUUUUAAAGACUACUUAUUAGCAAUCGGAUUCGCAUUUAUCUUUUCAAGAAAUUAUAUGCCUGUUUUCGGUUUUUUUCUCUCUACAUUUCAACACAAAAGCAAGUUACAGCGAACACGCUUCAAGGUUCUCAAGUGCAGGCAUCAGUGUAAACGACGAGAAGACGACGACCCAAGUGCUGACUUAGCCCGCGAGCCGCCCACCGUAACGCGUGCAAUGGCGACUGAAGUGGAGUCGUGGACCUCCGCUCCUCAGACCGACGGUGUUUUCUCCCUUGAGAAAGAGCAGGGGGCAGAUGAGGGUCUGUAUGACGAUCUGAACGAGGCUGAGGCAAAUGGGAACUGGACUCCACAGGAGAAAGCUCUCCAUGAGGCCCGGCUGAAGGCCAAAGCCAAGCGUCGUCUGCGCAAGUCUUCGUCUCGCGACUCCACGCGAGACUCUCUGUCUGAACCGUUGUCUGGGGAGCCGGGUACUGACCCCCACAGCCCCAAGGGCAAGACCCACAGCAAUGACCGCAAGUCCCGCACUGGCAAGGGCCGUGGCCUGCCCAAGAAGGGUGGAGCAGGGGGUAAGGGGGUUUGGGGAGCUGCAGGGAUGGUGUAUGAGAUGGAGGAGCCAGAUUCCAAAGACCCAAACUACGAUGAGUCUGCUCAGGGAGACACUAUUUAUGCAACAGUAGUCCCUGAGCUAGAAGAGGGAGAGCUGGAGAAGGCGGUGAACCCCAUUGUGCAGGAGUACUUUGAACAUGGAGACACCAGAGAAGUCGAGAUGCUGCUGAAGGAGCUGAACCUGGGCCCCCGGAAGUACGAGUUCUCCUCCCUGGCGCUGUCUUUGUCUCUGGAGGGCAAAGCUAGCCACCGGGAGCUCACGUCCCGCCUGCUGUCGGACCUGAUUGGGAAGGUGCUGACUGAAAGUGACAUGGCCCGUGCCUUCCACAAGACACUUCAGGAGCUGCCGGAUCUCAUCCUCGACACACCUGAGGCUCCACAGAUGCUCGGGCAGUUUAUUGCACGAGCCAUCGCCGACCACGCGCUGCCCAUGAAUUUUCUCAACCGCUACAAAGGCAAAGUGGACUGUGACCAUGCCAGAGCUGCUUUAGAUCGAGCGUCCGUGCUGCUGUCCAUGAAGAGAGAGAUGGUACGGCUGGAUAACGUGUGGGGAGUGGGUGGUGGACAGAGGCCUGUUAAGCAUCUUAUUAAAGAGAUGAACCUGUUGCUGAAGGAGUACCUUGUCUCAGGUGAGCUGUCGGAGGCGGAGCACUGUUUGCGGGACCUUGAAGUGCCACAUUUCCACCAUGAGCUCGUCUAUGAGGCUAUUGUUAUGGUGUUGGAGUCUAAUGGGGAGACAGCCAUUCAGAUGAUGGUGAAGCUUCUGCAGGCCUUUUGGAAAUCAGGCCUCAUCACUCUGGACCAGAUGAACAGGGGUUUCCAGCGCGUGUAUGACGAGCUACCUGAGAUCUGCCUAGAUGUGCCUCUUGCCCACUCCAUCAUGGAGGCGUUUGUGGAUGUUUGCUACCAGGAGGCUGUUAUCACUGCGCAGCUGAGAGAUGCCUGUCCCUCCAGAGGGCGAAAGCGGUUUGUGAGCGAGGGUGAUGGAGGCAUUGUUAAAAACUAAGAGGGACGACAGAUCUGCAUGCCCUGCCUCACUGUCUUUGAUGCCGCCCUGGAACCCAGUCGUCUGCCCAUCCUCUACACAGCCAGCACCACUCAGCCCAGCGGAGGAGGCGGGGGGUACACAGAGGGGGAGGGUGCUACUUUCCUUCCUUCUCUUCCUCAGAGGAUAGUUUUGGUUCUAGUUGUGUUUGAUUUGUUUUUUGAGGUUUCUGGUUGUGGGUGGGGCUUAAUCUGCUUUGCUACAAUGGUUAUGCUUUGUUUUUCGCAACAGUUUGCAUGUAUAAUGCAUAUAUGAAGCAAAAUAAUUAAAAAAUUAAAGAAGAAAGCAAAAAAAAAAAAUCCCCCCCCCCCC